Messenger RNA from Penicillium paradoxum, 1782 nucleotides. Its product is annotated as putative MFS peptide transporter. The coding region runs from base 1 to 1782 and encodes 593 amino acids. Gene Ontology annotation, cellular component: membrane. The transcript has 3 exons. Gene Ontology annotation, molecular function: dipeptide transmembrane transporter activity. The record is from RefSeq and is a predicted model, not a curated record. NCBI's taxonomy places the organism in Eukaryota, Fungi, Ascomycota, Eurotiomycetes, Eurotiales, Aspergillaceae. Gene Ontology annotation, biological process: transmembrane transport.
AUGGGUGAUGCUUGUCCAACCCGCCAGGAAUCAAUGGAGCCAACCGCCAAUCCCCUGGACGAUGAAGAGAAAAUAAAAAACGACGCGUCUGAAAUCACAGCCAGCUCACUCGAUGAUAAAUAUCCCCUUCCCACCGAGCACGAGGACCAGACGCUGCGUCGAGUUGCAGCCAGCCUGCCUCUUGUCUCGUUUUCGCUCUGUUUCGUUGAAUUCGCUGAAAGGGCCUCGUUUUAUGGAGUCAAGUCCGUUGUUGCGAACUUUGUACAGUUCCCACUUCCCAAAGGUGGCAAUGGAGCAGGGGCUACUCCACAAGGGACCCAGGAAACAGCAGGCGCGCUGGGGAUGGGACUCCAAGCAAGCUCCGCAUUGUCAUUGCUAUUCCUGUUUCUGGCCUACGUGACCCCCAUCUUUGGAGGCUGGUGGGCCGACGUCUACGUGGGUCGGUACAAGGCUAUCAUGGUCGGGGUGGUCAUUUGUGGUAUCGCCCAUGUCAUUCAAAUCAUCGGUGCCAUUCCCGCGAUUCUUCAGAAAGGACCGCCCAAUGCCGCUCCUCCCUUCAUCAUUGGGCUGUUGGUAUUGGCCGUCGGUGCUGGGAUUUUCAAACCAAAUGUUGCACCCCUUCUACUCGAUCAAAACCGGCAGAAGAACCCAUACACUAAGCUGCUCAAGUCCGGUGAAAAAGUUAUAGUCGACCCAGAAGCCACUGGUACACGAAUUAUGCUGAUCUUUUACGGCGUCAUCAAUAUCGGUGCCUUCUUCACGCUGGCUACUACAUAUUCGGAGAAGUAUGUCGGGUACUGGCUGGCUUUUCUGUUGACGGCGAUCAUUUAUAUGCUUCUGCCCAUCGUUCUUCUGGCAAUACGCAAAAGAAUACAUAAAGAACCGCCCAGUGGGGGAUCCGAACUUACCAGAGCGCUGCAGAUCAUAGCAAUCGCACUCAAGCUGAACAAGUGUCAGAUAUGGCGCAAAGGCUUCUGGGAGGUGGCAAAACCAGACAAUCUUCGCAGCAUCGGCAUCACGGCGGACUGGACUAACGAUGCGGUGAAUGAUGUUGCUAGGGCUCUCGGUGCUUGCGAUAUCUUCCUGUUUUUCCCCAUCUGGUAUCUCAACCUAGGGGGUAUAGGCUCAGUUGGAACGAAUCAAGGUGCAGCCAUGGUCACCAAUGGAGCCCCCAAUGACCUACUCAACAACUUCAACGCACUGACCAUCAUCGUAUUCAUCCCGUUCUUGACUUGGGUGCUUUAUCCGACUCUAGAUCGUUACAGAAUCCGCAUUGGCCCCAUCACCCGCAUCACAUUCGGAUUUGUCCUCGCGAUGUUAUCCAGUCUCGCUGGCACUCUGGUGCAAUGGAAAGUCUACACGCUAUCGCCAUGUGGGUAUCAUGCCUCGACGUGCGCCAAGGUGGCCCCGAUCAGUAUCUGGUGGCAGCUACCGAAUACUGUUCUUGGGGCUCUGAGCGAAUGCUUUUCCAACGUUACUGCAUACCAACUGGCAUAUGCGAGGUCGCCGGCGAGUAUGAAAGGAGUGGUUGUGGCGAUUUUCCUAUUUAUGAAUGCCCUGUCCAGUGCGCUGGGUGAGAUCUUGAUCCCAGUCACAAAAGAUCCCUGGCUGUUGUGGAUUUGGGGCGCACCCACAGUUGCACUGGGUCUACAGACAGUUAUUUUCUGGUUGAGGUUCAGAAAGCUCAACGGUAAUUUUGAGGAAAAAGAUGGAAUUUAUCACUCCGAGAGCGAGGUGGAAAGCAACGGAGGGCCUCCAGUGAAAUCUGCGAUGAACAUCUGA